AUGAUUCGAAAAUUGAUGUUACGCAGUUAUACUUUUGGUAAGUCUGAAUAGUUUUUGGGUUCAAUGUUUCCUAGAAAUUUGAAUUUGAAACAGAAUCUAGUUAAUUUCCGGCGGAAGUCCUUUGGGGAAAGAUCAAAAAAAUAUUUAAUGUGAAAAUUUGGUGUUUGAGACGUGGAAUUUAGGGUCAAAUUUGAUUAUAAUUUUCAAAUUUGAUAAAAAAUGUAAAGCAAAUACAUUUGCAAAACUUACGAGCCUUUGAAUUAGACUCUUUCUUUCAACUCUCAAAAAAAUCCACGUGGCAAAGCCUCAAAAAUAUUAUGAAAAAUCCACAUGGCAAAAUAAAGUUUGAACACUAGAUUUUUAACAUAAUUUUUAGUGCCAAAAAUGAGCACAUGGCAGAACCAGGAGGCCGUCAAUUUCAACUCUUCUCGUUAAAAAUCAAUCCGUUUUCAAUCAACCCUUGAUUAUCUAGUUAGGCUAACUGGCAAAUAUCUUCCUAUUCUUCCCCAAUCAAAAAAGUAUCACUUUUUUUCAACAAUGGGCAUUCUUUUCUAACUAACUAUAGCUCCUAGGCAACCAUCACUAUGGUCCACUUUUUGUCGUUUUCUUUUUUUUUUGUCUCACUACGCACUUCUUCGAAUUCUUUUCCCAUUCUACCCUUUUUUAUUGCUCGAAGAGCAAUAUAGCUGUGAAAUGAAAAACAUAUUUGGGUGAGUUUAUGAAUUAUUUCUUAUUUAAUAGUUUUGACUGGUCAUAGAUUAGGAUGUAUAAUAAAUAUAUCAGUAAGGGGAAAAUGUGUGAGGCGACCGGAUAUUUGCGAUGAAAACACUUACAUAUUUAAUGAAAAUGUCUCGUGGUUAACAAAAAUAUUUAUUUCUGAUCAUUAAUUUUUCGUGUCUAGUUUAAGAUGCUGGUGGCUCAUCGGAUUUUAAAUCUCCACAGAAAUUCAAGUCGAAAAUGUAGGUUAAGCCCUAAACUUUUUUAAAGGUUAGAACUAUCGCACUCGAGAUAUGUGCUUUGUUAAAGAAAAUUUGAAAACAUCAGAAAUCUCGAAUUUCGGUCCUCAUUUUUGAAGAAAAACAAAUAAAUAGCUGAAACUCACUUCACUCGAAAUCCAACCAUUUUGACGAAUUAAUAAAAUUUGAAAUGAUUUAAUAGUGUUGGAUUUUUCACGUAACCGUGCGGAAAAUUAAUUAAAUAAUCCAUUUUUACAUUCAAGUCUAGCAAACUCAAUUUAAAAAAAUGGAUACUGUAAUCCGGAUUUUCAGAAAAAAUUGAACUCAGAUUGUAGCUUUUCCAUUCAUUUAUAUUCACAAAUGUUUUCGACGUCAUAAUUCAUUUUUCGGAAAAGCACUAAUUUCCAGUGUUUUUUCAGAAGUAAAAAAUCGGAAUGCCGUUUCAAAAUGAAUAUAAAACAUGGGAAGACAAUAAUAAAAAUUGAAAAUCUCAAAAUCAAGUACCUCAGAAAAUCCUGAUUUAUUCUAGAUGCUAAUUCUACACCAAAUCAAACCACGACACCAACUACAACUCCACCAUUAUCCCAACAAUCAUCAAUGGAACAACAACAAGUCGAGAAUUCGACUUCUUCAAGCCAAACUCGUUCAUACAAUCGUCAACCACCAUGGAUUCGUUCAAGUUCUCAACCCGCUCCAUGGCGACAACACAAUGGAGAAUGUGAGUUGUUUUUAAUCUUGUCAAUUGUUUAAUCCCUAGUGCCGCCUACGUCAAACAAAAAAUCUAUUCUUUUCGCCUUUUUUUCAGUCAGAGAGAUCAGCGACGGAAAUUGGACAUAUUGUUACGACUCGGAAAGCAGUGGCGGGUAAUUUAUUAAUAUUUUUGCUAUAUUUAUGAAUACUAAUUUCAAAUGUAUAUUUGUCCAUUUAACAGACUUCCGAUCAAAGGAUUUGGUAAUGUUCCAAUUGUUUCAUACGAAGAUAUUGCGAAAAUGUCGGAUAGACGAUUAAAAGUUUCAUCGAUCACAUGGAAUAUGAAUGAAAAAUCGGUGAAAGUUCUUAAUUAUUUGGCACAAAAAAUCACGGAAAAUUAUGAGAAUAUGGAUAGUGAUGUGAUUUUCAUCUGCCUUCAGGAAAUUCCAUCAACAGCGAAGUGAGUUAAGAAAUCUAUUCAAAACCUAUAAAAUUGUGAUUUAAGAACAUUCCACGAAGAAGCACUGAAAAUCCUUGAACCCGUUUUGAAAACGCAUAGCCUUUAUCUUUCUCAUCGAGCUUGGUCUCAAAUGGUUAUCGUUUUUAUUCGAAAACAACAUUUGAAAUAUGCAAUACGUAAGUUUACACGAAAAUUGGGUUAUUCUUAUUUUUGAGUCUCAAGGGAAUUCAGGGAAUAAAAUUCGGUUUUCUGAACUUUCGAUCAAAACUGAAGAUUUUGGCCUCUUUGGAAAAUUAUCCUCAAUAUCGAAAUUGAGCACUAGAAUUCUUAAAACAAUUAUUGGGAAUUUUCUAACGAAGAAAACUGAAUUUUUGUACUAAAAAAUAAUCAGAUUCGAUUAAAAACAUGAACAUACACAAACAUCAAAUCGUGAGAAAUUUUUUGAACACAGACUUCUUCUAACUCAAAAAAAUAACAUAAUUCCUCUAGAACCCCAAGUGUCAUUUGUCUCUUCUGGUGCAAUGGCAAAACCCGUUCGUACAAAAGGCGCCAUCGCAGUUUGCCUUCGACUUUAUCAACGAUGGAUUGUGUUUAUCGGUUGUCAUUUAUCUCGUGAGUUCCUGCAUCUUGUAAAGUUCUAUAGAAAAACAACCAAUUGUUUCUAGACGCCACGUCACAAGCGCGUGUUCAAGAUUAUGUAAAAAUCGUGAAAACGCUUCGAUUCGCUUCAUUGAAGAAAUUUCAUGCAACAGGAAACCAUGAUUUAUUUUCUUCAGAUGUGAGCAUUUUUUUAAGUCCGGCAAAAACCUUUUCAAUUUUUUGCUAUUCUUUCUAGGUCGUAUUUUGGACUGGUGACUUGAAUUUCCGGGUGACUAAUGAUAAUCAAUUAGAUUGGAAAGAGUUUGAUAAAAUUGAUAGUGAAACUUAUGAUAAAGUUUUGGAAGAAGAAGAGCUCGCGACACUUCGAGGAAAAGGAAUCGCGUUUUCCGAGUUUGCAGAGCCGCCCAUCAGAUUUGCACCAACGCAUAAAUUCGAACCGGAUACGGAUAACUACGUGGCAAAACGUAUACCGUCUUUCACGGUAUGGGAAUUUUCCGAAAACUUUCAAGCAAAACCCCAAUCAAAUUUCGACAAAAAUCAAUUUCUUCUAGGACCGUGUUCUCUACUGGUCCCGAAAUCCCGACUGGAUUCAAAUUUGCAAAUACGAUUCGCUUCGGGGACCAUGUCCUUCCGAUCACAAACCAGUUUAUUCAACUUUUUGGCUGACUGUGAUCAAUAAACCGAUCCCGAAAAAAUACUAUUCAGCUGAUUCGAAAGUUUCGAUUUUGAAAACAAGUAUGAUUUUUCGAGCUGUUUUGUGAAUGAAUUCUAAUUGAAGUUUUCAGAUGAUUCUACAAAUUCUCUUCCUGUCGCCCACGCGCCUUCAAUUGAAGAAGACUGA
Molecule: messenger RNA, 3547 nt
Organism: Caenorhabditis angaria
Lineage: Eukaryota; Metazoa; Nematoda; Chromadorea; Rhabditida; Rhabditidae
Source: the annotation of a GenBank genome assembly